Bubalus bubalis (water buffalo) is the source of this 2066-nucleotide messenger RNA. It is a transcript of the gene NCBP2, whose product is annotated as nuclear cap binding protein subunit 2. The transcript is spliced from 4 exons. Gene Ontology annotation, biological process: mRNA cis splicing, via spliceosome. Bases 173 to 682 code for a protein of 169 amino acids. The record is from RefSeq and is a predicted model, not a curated record. Gene Ontology annotation, cellular component: nuclear cap binding complex. Gene Ontology annotation, molecular function: RNA cap binding. NCBI's taxonomy places the organism in Eukaryota, Metazoa, Chordata, Mammalia, Artiodactyla, Bovidae.
UCCAGAUACCGGGACUUUUGUUUUUAAGUUAUAUCUACCAAACUGCGUUUGGCAUUUCCCUUUUCCAUAGGCUAGUAAAACGGCCCUACAAAAGAUUUGUACCUUGUGGCAGACAAAGUUGAGCCCUGCCUCCACCUUUAGGGAGCCCUCGAUGUGAGGAGGGGAACCUAACAUGUUAAGGGUCUGGAUGUCAAAAUCGGAGAACUGCUGGGUUUCCGAAGAGGGAAAUUUUCUUUUGGCCCAUGUCAUAGCAGAUUGUAUGAAAUGGCCGAGGCUGCAGAUAUUCAAGGGUGACAAUGAAGAACAGGAAAAAUUACUGAAGAAAAGCUGUACAUUGUAUGUUGGAAAUCUUUCCUUUUAUACAACAGAAGAACAAAUCUAUGAGCUCUUCAGCAAAAGUGGUGACAUAAAGAAAAUCAUCAUGGGCCUGGAUAAAAUGAAGAAGACAGCAUGUGGGUUCUGCUUUGUGGAAUACUAUUCAAGAGCAGAUGCAGAAAAUGCCAUGCGGUAUAUAAAUGGAACUCGUCUGGAUGACCGGAUCAUUCGUACAGACUGGGAUGCAGGCUUUAAGGAGGGCAGGCAGUAUGGCCGUGGGCGUUCUGGGGGCCAGGUACGAGAUGAAUACCGUCAGGACUAUGAUGCUGGAAGAGGUGGCUAUGGAAAACUGGCCCAAAACCAGUGAGUGGUUGAGAGCCCCAUCCUGAAAGCCUGCUCCUUUGGCCUGUUGAAUUUGACAGGUGUUACCCAAGGUCUGCAAACCUGCCUUUUGUUGUUUUUUUUUUAAACCAAGCUUUAAUCAAUGUCUCUACUGAGCUGGAAGCCUUGUCAUGGUUUUCCUCUUAAAAAUUAUUAAAGAACAGAAUCCAAAAGAAUGCCUUUAAUUCUGUAGAAUUAAAUCUUAGAAUCUUGGUUUUGUGUCAGAUUACCAAAAUGAUUUCUAUUACUAGGUCAAAAAUUGUUUCCUUAGCAACAGACUUGAUGUAUAAUGUUGACCUGUCAGCCAAAAACCCACUUCUUUUAGAAGACAGGAAAAAAUUUUAAAGUGCUUACCAUGUUUGUAUCUAAGUAGGUUCAUGGUCUACCUUGGGACAUGGAAUUACUAUUUUUAAAAUUUUAAGUUUUCACAAGAUAAAGUUUAAUACGUGGACUUUUGCUGUGUUAUGUAGCUUUGCUCUAAAUUAGGGGAACAGAUGCUUGAUAACUGAAUUUUUUUUUCUUUGUUGAUUUUUAAUCUGUAAAGGCAAAACUUAAUGGAAAUUCCUAAAGAGUUGGUAUAAAAGUAAGCUUUGGACAGUCCCAGGGAACACCACCUGCUUUUACAUGCUUUGUGUAUCAGGAAAUAAGGGACAGGUAUUGAAGGGUAUUUAUUUACUAAACACAUUUUUCAAAAUGUGAGGUGUGAGCGCCUUCAGAUCGAUUUUUUUCAUUUUCAGACUGAUCUUGGGAAUGGAGUGUUUUGUGAUGUUUGAGAGAAUGGCUUAGCAAAAUCAGAAAUGCUUCCCUCGGGAAAUGUUUUGGCCAGUUCUUAUAUUGAAGUCUGUCUUGUUUUUUCUCUAAUUGUGCUGUUUCAGAGGCUGGACAGUCAGCUGAUGGUCUCUACAACUUCCAGAAGGGAGUCUAGAGGAUUUAUUUUGCAUUUGUAAGGCAAGAGAUAAUUUCUCGAAUGUUACAAGAAUUCUUGCUCAUUUUAAACUGCUAGUCUAGUACAAUUCUCCCUGACCUAAGUGAGUUUUUUUUCAUCUAGCAACAAAGUAUCUCCUAAUUUCCAGGAGUUUGUGAAGUUGGGGCUGGAGUAUCUCAAUGUGAACAGCUUUCAUGUUACAGUGUGUUUUCUCAAAUUUAAGUUGGCUAUUUGGAUAUCUCUAAAUUAGUUGUAAGUAUUUAGGAAAACAUGUGCAAGUAAUUUAAUGAGGACAUACACUCUUUUUUACAGUAGUUUGAAUGAAUGUAUUUUGUAUUAUUUUGCAGUAAAACAUUCAGAUUUCUUUAGGCCUUAAAACCACAGACAGUAUUUCAUAUUUGAAUUGUCUUCUGUAACAGAUUUCAAUAAAAUUGGACCAACUUAC